Molecule: messenger RNA, 312 nt
Organism: Ilyonectria robusta
Lineage: Eukaryota; Fungi; Ascomycota; Sordariomycetes; Hypocreales; Nectriaceae
Exons: 1
Source: RefSeq, a predicted model, not a curated record
CUUUCAAAUGCCACCGGCAUCCCCAAAAGGGUACUGCCCCAUCUAAAUGCGCUGUCUGACGUCUCGCUCGCAGGACGAAUGUCUUGGGCUGUGGAUGGAAUCGCCAGUCGGGAAGAGGACACUACCUACUCUCUGGGUGCCAUCGCCGGAGUCACAAUACCGGUGCGCUAUGGUGAAGGCACCGAGAGGGCCUUUUCGCAUCUCCAGGAAGAGAUCCUGCACGACACCCGUGACGGUUCCAUUUUUGCUCGGCGAAGUGUCCAUAACCAGAAGGACCAUGGGCUCUUGGCUCGCUCGCCGUCGGAGUUUCGC